AUUAAUUGGCAAACACAAUUACUCUUGGAUCGGCCAUGGCUACUACUGUUCAUCUCAGCUCAUCCUCCCUCUUCAGCCAAUCCAGAGGAAGAAGAGACAACUCCAUAUCUUCCGUCAAGAGUCUCCGAAAACGCACCGUUUUAUCUCUCUCUUCUGCCCUCACCUCACAAGACGCAGGGCACAUGAUUCAACCAGAGGGAAAAAGCAACGAUAACAACUCUGCUUUUGAUUUCAAGUUGUAUAUGAUCCGCAAAGCCGAGUCUGUAAAUGCGGCUCUCGACGUUUCCGUACCGCUUCUGAAACCCCUUACUAUCCAAGAAGCGGUCAGGUACUCUUUGCUAGCGGGCGGAAAACGUGUGAGGCCUCUGCUCUGCAUUGCCGCUUGUGAGCUUGUGGGGGGCGACGAGGCUACUGCCAUGUCAGCCGCUUGCGCGGUCGAGAUGAUCCACACAAGCUCUCUCAUUCAUGACGAUCUUCCGUGCAUGGACAAUGCCGACCUCCGUAGAGGCAAGCCCACCAAUCACAAGGUAUAUGGAGAAGACAUGGCGGUUUUGGCGGGUGAUGCACUCCUUGCAUUGGCGUUUGAGCACAUGACGGUUGUGUCGAGUGGGUUGGUCGCUCCCGAGAAGAUGAUUCGCGCCGUGGUUGAGCUGGCCAGGGCCAUAGGGACUACAGGGCUAGUUGCUGGACAAAUGAUAGACCUAGCCAGCGAAAGAUUGAAUCCAGACAAGGUUGGAUUGGAGCAUCUAGAGUUCAUCCAUCUCCACAAAACGGCGGCAUUGUUGGAGGCAGCGGCAGUUUUAGGGGUUAUAAUGGGAGGUGGAACAGAGCAAGAAAUCGAAAAGCUUAGAAAGUAUGCUAGGUGUAUUGGACUACUGUUUCAGGUUGUUGAUGACAUUCUCGACGUAACAAAAUCUACUGAGGAAUUGGGUAAGACAGCCGGAAAAGACGUAAUGGCCGGAAAGCUGACGUAUCCAAGGCUGAUAGGUUUGGAGGGAUCCAGGGAAGUUGCAGAGAAACUGAGGAGAGAAGCAGAGGAACAGCUUCUAGGGUUUGAUCCAAGUAAGGCGGCGCCUUUGGUGGCUCUUGCCAGCUACAUUGCUUGCAGACACAACUGAUACUUUUCAUGGACUGAUCAAUGCAUCUAAUCUUCUAACAAGUCCUUUUACUUGGAUCUAUGGUCUUGUUUUUUAUAAAUCAUCAAUGCUGUGUGAUCAUCUCUCUCAUGUGUUUUCAAGUUGUAUUAUGUUUUUGAAUCUUAAUAAUGUAAUGUUGGAAAAAUAUCAAUACGGUUUGCUCAUAGGAACUAAAUCUUAGCGU
Molecule: messenger RNA, 1320 nt
Organism: Arabidopsis thaliana (thale cress)
Lineage: Eukaryota; Viridiplantae; Streptophyta; Magnoliopsida; Brassicales; Brassicaceae
Product: Terpenoid synthases superfamily protein
Exons: 2
Coding region: 36-1118 (360 amino acids)
Biological process (GO): trans, trans-farnesyl diphosphate biosynthetic process; geranylgeranyl diphosphate biosynthetic process; isoprenoid biosynthetic process
Cellular component (GO): chloroplast; cytoplasm
Molecular function (GO): (2E,6E)-farnesyl diphosphate synthase activity; geranylgeranyl diphosphate synthase activity; dimethylallyltranstransferase activity
Source: RefSeq, marked reviewed